Messenger RNA from Amborella trichopoda, 2504 nucleotides. NCBI's taxonomy places the organism in Eukaryota, Viridiplantae, Streptophyta, Magnoliopsida, Amborellales, Amborellaceae. The record is from RefSeq and is a predicted model, not a curated record.
CCCAAUAAAAAAAUUCAAUCCCUCGAAAACUUAUUGGGAUAGGUUUCAAUCAGAGUAAUCCAAUGCUCAUCCAUUAGGUUUUCAACAAGAAAACCCCAAUCUUGAAUUUUAUUGUGCAUCGACCCCAAGAGUAAAAAAAUUCAAUCCCUCGAAAACUUUUUGGGAUAGGUUUCAAUCAGAGUAAUCCAAUGGUCAUCCAUUAGGUUUUCAACAAGAAAACCCCAAUCUUGAAUUCUAUCAAUAAGUUGGUGAUUCUAGAAAUUGAAAGAAAGAGAGAGAGAAUGAAUCUUGCAAUCCAUGGAAACCCAAUGAACCCAUCUCCAUUACGAACUCUCACUCUGCUAGAGAUGUGUCAAUCCAUGAAUGAAUUGCAUCAAAUUCAUGCCCAAACUAUUAUAACAGGCCUCAUCAAGGACACAUUUACAGAGAGCAAAAUUGUAUCUUUCUCUUUAAGUCCAAGACGUGGCAAUCUUUGCUAUGGUCGAUCGAUUUACGAUCAAAUUGAAAAACCGAAUUCAUUUAUAUGGUAUGCCAUGAUAAGAGCUUACUUUAAUGAUUCCAAUUCACAUGAAGCCAUAUCCCUCUUCAAUCAAAUGCUUCAUUUUGAAAAUCUUGAGUACAAAUUCUCAGUGCCUUUUGCUUUGAAAGCCUGUGGGGAACUGGCUGCCAUAAUAGAAGGCAAACAAAUCCAUGGGUGGGUCUUAAAGAACCACUAUAAUUCCGAUGUGUUUGUAUUGAAUGCUUUACUAAAAAUGUAUGUUGACCUUGGAGAGAUUAGAGUUGCGGGUCAAGUAUUUGAUAGGAUGGAUCAACAAGAUCUAGUUUCUUGGACUACCAUGAUUCAUGGGUACAUGAAGUUUGGAGAAUUGGAAAUAGCAACCAAUUUGUUCAACAGAAUGCCAAACAGAGAUAAAGAUUCAGUCACUUGGAAUGCGAUGAUUGAUGGGUAUGUAAAGUACGGAAACAUUAAAGAAGCAAGCAAAUUGUUUGAAGGGAUGCCUGAUAAGACAUUGGUUUCUUGGAAUUUAAUAAUAGAUGGUUAUGCAAAAGGUGGUGAUAUUGAAACGGCUAGAAAAUUGUUCAAUGAAAUGCCCAAAAGAGAUGUUAUCUCAUGGAAUUCUAUGGUAGAUGGGUAUGUCAAGUGCCGAAAGAUUGAAGAGGCAAAAGAGUUUUUUGAUCGAAUGCCUCAAAAAGAUGUUGUUUCUUGGACAAUCAUGAUUGCAGGUUAUGUACACAAUGAUCUGCCCAAAGAAGCAUUAAAACUCUUUCAAUGCAUGCUUAUAGAGAGAGAACGACCCGAUGAAGCAACAUUGGCUAGCAUUCUUAUGGCCAUCUCCAGUUUAGGGCUCAUCGAAGAAGGGAAGUGGGUCCAUUCCUUUAUGGGGAAACAUGGGUUUAAAGUGAAUGGUGUUCUUGGUUCUGCUCUCAUAGAUAUGUAUUCCAAAUGUGGCUACAUAGAACCUGCUCAUAAAUUGUUUACAGAUAUUGUACCCAAAACACUAGGCCAUUGGAAUGCCAUGAUUUCAGGCUUUGCAAUGCAUGGGCUAGGGAAAAUUGCACUGGAACUAUUCAAGGAAAUGGAGAGGUUGGGAGUAAAACCAAAUGCUAUUACUUUCAUAGCUAUUCUAAGUGCAUGUAGCCAUAGUGGCAUGGUUAGUGAUGGUCUUAUGUGUUUCCAAAUCAUGAGAGAGAGAUACGCUUUAGAGCCCAAGAUUCAGCACUAUGGAUGCAUUGUUGAUCUUUUGGCACGAGCUGGGAUGAUGAAAGAGGCACUUAGGGUUAUUGAGGGAAUGCCUAUGAAUCCCGAUUCUAUGAUGUGGAAAGUCAUACUUAGUGCUUGUAGAAAGCACGGUGAAGCAAAUUAUGGUGAAAGUGCGACAGAAAAGCUAAUGGAGCUUGAGCCAAAUGAUGCUAGUAUAUAUGUCCUUCUGUCCAAUAUAUAUGCAAUGGCCGGUCGUUGGGAGGACGUUGCAAGGACAAGGAUGUUAAUGAGAGAGAGAGGAUUGAGAAAGACUCCUGGUUGUAGUUCUAUAGUGAUUGGUGGUGUGCUUCAUGAAUUCUUGGCUGGUGGUGAUUCACACCCUCAAUACAAAGAGAUAGUCUCCAAAGUGGGGGAGGUUAUAGGGAAACUAAGAUUAGAGGGGUAUAGACCAGACUUGACCCAGGUUUUGCUUGAUGUUGAGGUGGAGGAGAAGGAGAACUCUCUGGGUUUCCAUAGUGAAAAGCUGGCCAUUUCUUUUGGGCUUAUAAACACAAAGAAAGGGAUGCCAAUCCAUGUAAUCAAGAAUCUUAGAGUUUGUGGUGACUGCCAUUCAUUCAUCAAACUUUUGUCUAUGGUUUAUGAUCAUGAAAUAGUUGUGAGGGAUCAAAACCGCUUUCAUCAUUUUAAGAAUGGGUCUUGUUCUUGUAUGGAUUUUUGGUAGCAUUACUAUCCAUUGCCUUGUGAUUACACUGUUCACAUUGGGAACUGUUAAUUUUUCCAUGGAACAAGAAAACUUGCGCGU